This is a messenger RNA of Callorhinchus milii (elephant shark), 6408 nucleotides long. RefSeq names its product N-deacetylase/N-sulfotransferase (heparan glucosaminyl) 1b (gene ndst1b). Gene Ontology annotation, molecular function: heparan sulfate N-sulfotransferase activity; deacetylase activity. Gene Ontology annotation, cellular component: Golgi apparatus. Lineage: Eukaryota; Metazoa; Chordata; Chondrichthyes; Chimaeriformes; Callorhinchidae. Bases 737 to 3373 code for a protein of 878 amino acids. The record is from RefSeq and is a predicted model, not a curated record. The transcript has 15 exons.
UCUUAUCGUCGCUGCAAAGAUGCCCUCUAGUGAGUGUUGUGGUUCAGCUUCUGCUCUUUCUCUUUGUGCGGAGAACAGGCCCUCAGAGCUGGGGAGAGGAGAGGGAGAGCGAGAGAGAGAGAGAGACAGAGCUUAACCACAGGAAUUGGAAGCCAAGGAUAUAACCAAACCCAGAGUGGCCGCGACUUAAAACAUCAAGUUGUUCUUCAAUGGUCGAUGUGUCAGGCACAGUGAGGAAUGUGUCGCCCUCUGUAUUCAUCACACAUAAGCUGUGAGCAGCUGGAGGAUUGACACAGCAGCUGGACUGAGUGGGAAGGGAAGGAGAAAAGUGUUAGAAACAUCCCGUCACUGAAGAUGUGACCAAUGCACUCGAUUUACUUCAAUUACCAAAGUACAAGGAAUUCUCAGGGACCUGCCUUCAAUUGUCACCGACUGUGGAUUUUCAUAGAUGAGCGAGGAUUGGAGCCGUAACAACGAUGGUCUCAGGAGUGAGGAAGGGCGUCCCCUGGGUGGAUGGACACCAGGCUCCACUGUCGGUCUCCACCUGAGCGAGGGUCCUGGGAACCAGAGGACCCCCACCCCCUCCUCCAUGUUCUGAGCUUCGUAUAACGACACAUGAUUUGCCAUGGUGACAUGAAAAGCAGGAAGGGGCAAGUGGGAAGAUUUUUAUUUUGUUGAAGAGCGAGCGAGUGCUGUGGUUUCCAUGUGGGAGGGGGGCGGAAGGAGGGGGUAAAGGAUGAGUUUGCUGGGCAGGCUCCGCCGAGCACUCAGACAGCUCACACUUCAGGGGGUUCUCCUCCUGCUCUUUGCCUUCUGCAUGGUGACUGUGUUCAUCUCGGCCUAUUACCUGUACAGCGGCAUGAAACAGGACACGGAGCCGUCGGGGGAGCUCCAGGCUCCGGAGUGCGACGAUUCCAAAGUCGCCCCCUCCAGGCUGUUCCCCACUAAAGCCGUGAAGCCUGUGGACACAUCCCGCACUGACCCCGUGGUGUUGGUGUUUGUGGAGAGCAUGUACACUCAGCUGGGACAGGAAAUCGUGGCCAUUUUGGAGUCGAGCCGGUUCAGGUACCACACGGAGAUCGCCCCCGGGAAGGGGGACAUGCCCACCCUGACCGACAAGGAUCGGGGACGCUUCAUCCUCAUUGUCUACGAAAACAUCUUGAAGUACGUCAACCUGGACGCCUGGAAUCGGGAGCUUCUAGACAAGUACUGCAUCGAGUACAGCGUAGGCAUCAUUGGGUUCUUCAAGGCCAAUGAGAACAGCUUACUGAGUGCGCAGCUGAAAGGCUUCCCCCUGUAUCUCCACUCUAACCUGGGCCUGAAGGACUGUAGCAUAAACCCCAGGUCCCCUCUGCUCUACAUCACCAAAGCCAAAGAGAUCGAGAAGAGUUUCCUCCCAGGAGAUGACUGGACUGUCUUCCAGUCUAACCACUCCACAUACGAACCCGUGUUGUUGGCGAAGACCAAAUCCGCGGAGAGCAUCCCACACAUGGAGGUGGACGCUGCCCUCCACACCACCGUGGUCCAGGACCUGGGUCUCCAUGACGGUAUCCAACGAGUGUUGUUCGGCAACAACAUGAACUUCUGGCUGCACAAGCUGGUGUUUGUGGAUGCCGUGUCCUUCCUGACCGGGAAACGCUUGUCGCUGUCUCUGGACAGGUACCUUCUGGUGGACAUCGACGACAUCUUCGUGGGCAAAGAGGGCACCAGGAUGAAGGUGGAGGACGUGAAGGCUCUGCUCGAAACCCAGAAUCAGUUACGAACUCACGUUCCAAACUUCACCUUCAACCUGGGCUUCUCCGGAAAGUUCUAUUACACAGGUACCGAAGAGGAGGACAAAGGGGACAGCCUGCUGUUGUCCUAUGUGAGUGAAUUCUGGUGGUUUCCCCACAUGUGGAGUCACAUGCAGCCUCACCUCUUCCACAACCAGUCAGUGCUGGCAGAACAGAUGCUCCUCAACAAGCAGUUUGCUUUGGAACACAAAAUCCCGACAGACAUGGGCUACGCUGUGGCUCCCCACCAUUCCGGGGUAUACCCAGUCCACGUGCAGCUGUACGAGGCGUGGAAGCGGGUUUGGGGCAUCAAGGUGACCAGCACGGAGGAGUAUCCUCACCUCAAACCAGCACGAUUCCGCAGAGGCUUCAAACACAACGGCAUCAUGGUCCUUCCUCGUCAGACGUGUGGCCUCUUCACACACACUAUAUUCUACAGCGAGUAUCCCGCGGGGCCCAAGGAGCUGGAUAAGAUCAUCAACGGGGGCGAACUCUUCCUCACUGUCCUCCUGAACCCUAUUAGCAUCUUUAUGACACAUCUGUCCAAUUAUGGGAACGACCGGCUGGGGCUUUACACCUUCAAGAACCUGAUCAGCUUUCUGCAAUGCUGGACUAACCUGAAGCUGCGGACUUUGCCCCCAGUGCAGUUGGCUCACAAAUACUUCCAGCUGUUUCCCCAAGAAAAGGACCCCCUGUGGCAGGAUCCUUGUCAGGACAAACGGCACAAAGAUAUCUGGUCCAAAGAGAAAACCUGUGAUCGACUUCCCAAACUGCUUAUCAUCGGGCCACAGAAGACGGGGACCACAGCUCUGUACCUGUUCCUCACCAUGCACCCACACAUCACCAGUAACUUUCCCAGCCCAGACACCUUUGAGGAGCUACAGUUUUUUAAUGGACCCAAUUAUCACAAGGGCAUCGACUGGUACAUGGAAUUUUUCCCCGUUCCCUCCAACACCAGCUCUGAUUUUUUCUUCGAGAAGAGUGCCAACUACUUUGAUUCUGAGGUGUCUCCCAAGCGAGUAGCCUCCCUGCUGCCCAAAGCUAAGAUCAUCAGCAUCUUGAUUAAUCCGGCAGACAGAGCUUACUCCUGGUACCAGCACCAGCGAGCUCACGAGGACCCGGUGGCCCUGAAGUACAGCUUCUACGAGGUGAUGACGGCCGGGGCGGACGCUCUCCCCAAGCUGCGGGUUCUGCAGAGCCGCUGCCUGGUGCCGGGCUGGUACGCAGUGCACAUCGAACGCUGGCUCAACUACUACCAUCCCAACCAGAUCCUGAUCCUCGAUGGGCAGCUUCUCCGCACGGAGCCAGCGAUGACGAUGAACAAAGUGCAGAAAUUCCUCGGCCUCCGAGUCUUCACCAAUUAUCACAAAUUACUCUUAUUUGACCCAAAGAAAGGUUUCUGGUGCCAGCUGCUGGAUGGGGGGAAAAGCAAGUGUCUGGGGAAGAGCAAAGGCCGCAAGUACCCAGAGAUGGAUCCUGAUUCCCGGGCCUUCCUGAGGGAUUACUACAGAGAGAACAACAUCGAGCUGUCCAAGCUUCUGUACAAACUGGGGCAGACACUGCCCACGUGGCUGAGGGAGGAACUUCAGAGCAACAGGUAGCACAGGAGGCUCUCAUCAGCAUCGCACACCACUGUUCGCUCUGCUCCACGGCCAGACACCAGGCACAGCUACAGCCUGAGCCACAGCCUCUCCAUCACUCAUCAUUAACACAGUGGCCUGUGGCGGGGAGGCUGGCCGGGCUUCGGAGAUGAUGAUGGAGACGAUGAGCAUCGAUGAUGGUUAAUCUUCCUCUGGGAAAGACUCGUGUUUAAUACGUCAUUGCGGAGUUGGAAACUUGUGAAGAUUAUUGUUGUGCUUUCACCUGGUGAUUGCGGCUCCUCUCCUCCCGAGGGAGCAGGAAAAGGGGCCGAUCUUCAGCCACAAUUGGGUCCUGAAGGAAAUUAGGGAUCUGGCAGCUGUGCCGGCCUCGGGACAGGGUAACGAGAGCGGUGGUUUUUCUGUGAUGAUUGUGGCUCGAGGGAAUGUCUGGCUCGUGGUUUGGGUGAGAUCGGAGGGUGGGAAUGCCUCUGUGGGCCUCAGGAGAGAGCAGAGUGUGACACAGCUGUCAGGGACAUCUCACCCACGAUCCCGAACCCUGAGAGAGCGAGAGAUUGACAGGUGCCUGGCCUGGCUGUCAGGAAAACUUCGCUGGACAGUGUUAAACCUUGUCCAGCGUCUACGGGCUGGUAAGCUCUCCAGCAGAAUGUACAGCCUGCCUGCCUGCACCGUGUGUGUGUGUGUGUGAUGGUGAGUGGGAAUGACAGACAGGGAGCUUUGCUUGAAACCACUAAAGACUUAACCAGUGGGAGCAGGACUUGAUCAACACCGUUCAAAAUAUCUCACAGAGCACAUUUCUCCCCUGUCAGGGCAAAACUACAGAGGCUCUAUCACACGAUUCUUCCACUUGCCAGCCACACAGGCCUGGCUGCACCAUGUUUAAUAAGGAGACAUGUCGUGUUCUCUGCAAACCAGGCGGAGACAGCUGUGUGCUCAGUCUCGCUGGGACCUGGAGAAUUCCCUACUUGUAAUCAGGUUCUUUAUCACUGAAAUAUUUUCGGGAACAGUUUAAAGCUACUUCAGAAUACAGCAGCUUGAAUUCAAGCGCAUUGCAAAGAGAAUUAUUGAUGAGAGAAUAUAGUCAAAUAUGAUUAUUCAUAACGUGUCCUGACCAGAGUGUCACGUGGGAACGAAAAGGGGGCAGAGCGGUCCCUGUGUUGGGUCAGGGCCUACCCGCUCAUAAGGACAUAAGAAUUUACUUGGUGAAAGGAUUUCCGCUCAUCCCGGGAAUACUGGCGGCUGGGGAGGGUGGAGCAGUGGGAAUGGGAUCGAGGGGCUGGAAACGGGAAGGAGAAUUGUAAUAAGUUGUGGCUUUAGAUUUUCUCGGGAAUUAAUCCCAAGUCUCGGAAACCGAGGUGUGGCCUUAACACGCCUAGUGGUGAUAUUUGACCUAAAAACUUGGCUAGUUAUUUGCUGUGUUCAGUGCUUUCUGCCUGUCUGCCCGCCUGUCUCCCCCAUUCACUGUGUGUGUGUGUGUGUGUGUGUAGCUCCCCUCUCACACCUGGAGUCAGGCUGUCAAACACCCUGAGAUGCUCCAGCACUGAACGAGCAGCAGACACCAGGUUUUUUAUGUGGAUAUAAACUUUUUAACAUGGGAAUCAAGGUCAUUCAUUAACUUAUAACAGUUUUAAACGUGUCAUUUAAUAUCACCUAAGAUUAAAUCGUCAGCUGUUCUGGAGGGUGUCAGCAUGAAACAAAUCUUUAAACCUGUCUUCAUUGUAAAUAGUGCUAUUCCAUUCGUGCUGGGUGUGACUGGCUCUCUCUAACGUCAAGCCUCUGGCUGCACCCAAACUCUCUGUGGGAAACGGAGCAGCCAUGAGCAAAACAAUUCUCUUCAGUGUUACAUUUUGACAGUGAAAUGGUUGGUUGUGGCUGGGUGUGGAGGGAGCUCACGUCAUGUGCUGGCCUGGCUCAAAGCAGGAUUUGCCAUAUAAAUUGCAUGAAAUGUUAAGCCGUUACCAUUCGCAUCUAAUCUACCCCAACACACAAAGCCCAAUUUGGGGCAUUGAACAAAAUAUCUGCUAUUCGUAACGCUGCUGUACGUGUCCUGAUUACUUUUGAACAAACUUUUACACCUCAAUGUUGGUCAUGAUUUCAGCAAAAUUUACUGAUAUUGGGUCAUGUUGGAGACUUGCGUUGUUUGUACAGCAACACUCUUCAAGCAAGCUUCCUGCUAAAGAGUCCAAGGAAUGUAAAGUCUUUCAUUGCUCUGUGCCUCUACACUGUUCUUCCUCACCGAAGCUUGGAUCAACAGCUUGAGAGAAAGAGACUUACUGACAAUGUACUCUGUGAUGUGCAAAAUAUUUCUUGAAUCAAAUGAGUAGGAACCUCGGGAAGCCUGCUGAUCAAAGACUAUAAGUACAGUAUUGUCAACCUGUUUAUACUUCUCCCUUGACUGUGCUAUGGUGAGUGAGGGGUGAGACCCUGAGCUCUGUGCCUCCUGCACAGACCAGACAGAACCAGGAACAGUGACCUGACUCUAAAUAGCAAAUGGCUUUGUUCUCUUUAUUGUUUCCCCUCCUAAUUUAUUCCUGUGAAAAGUGGAAAAUCUUCUGUUGCCGUUCCAAGCUCGACACAACUUUUAAUGUCUUUUUGAAUCCAUCUUCUCUUCCAUUCGUGGUUUUAAUUUAUGCUCUGGGGAAACCCAAUUUCAGAAACGAUUCUCUUUUAAUAAACUGGUAUCAGAUUGAUGGACAGCGCAGGGUUCUGGCUGUGACUUCAGUCUCUUCUGUCUCUACCCUGACCCUGUCCUCAUUUGCUUGUCUAAGCCACGGGAAUUGUAUUAACAAUAAUAAAAAGAUCUGUAAUGACUCUUAACACAUUUCUAGACGGCUGUGCAAUAAAGUUACUAUUUGUAUUUAAUUGUCGCAUUCCGACUGAUGGUGAAAUAAAUUCUCAUCUUAAUCGUUAUCAUUUUGAUGUCUGUUCAGUAAGAAUGUAAUAUGAGUCAAUUAACAUAUAAGCUCUCUCUACAAUGUCAGAUAUACCAACGCUUCCCAUGUUUUCAAAGUAAAGAUUAAAAUACCCUUUGCAUAUGA